AUGUCUAGUGGCUCUGUUCUUAGUAAAUUAAAACCUGCUCAAGUUAUAGAAAUAACAAAAGCAUUUAUGGAAUUUGAUGACAAUGACAAUGGUUUUAUUACAGCUCAAGAAAUGAAAGAAUGUCUUGGUCGAUCAAAUGUUUCACAUAAAGAUGCUGAAAUUAAUGAAGUUAUAGCAAGUAUGGACGCUAAUAAAGAUGGCACUGUAUCAUACGAAGAAUAUAUGAAAUUUAUGGCUCGUAUGACUACCGGACAAUCAUCAAAAUCCAGUCAACCACCCAAGAAAAAAUAA
Molecule: messenger RNA, 291 nt
Organism: Rotaria sordida
Lineage: Eukaryota; Metazoa; Rotifera; Eurotatoria; Philodinida; Philodinidae
Source: the annotation of a GenBank genome assembly